AUAACUGGGCCUUGAAUUGUAUUUCUGCAUUGGAAUAAAUUGUUUUAGGUGGACGAUGGACACUUAAAUAGAAGCAAUAAUAUAGUUACACGAGCAAUGGAUGCCGUCGUUUUACAAUUGCUUUUGUUUUCGGUUUGUUUCAGUUACGCAGAUGCAUCUUGCGUAGAAUAUUAUAGGACAUCCACAGAAACAUGUGAUGGCUGGUUCGGAUGGUGGGGAUGCAAAACUGUGUAUUCACAAAGCAGCCGAUGUUGUAGCGGAUGGAGAAGUAGCUCGACAUCGAGGUUUUCGUUGUUCAGAUGCAAUUUACCACUCUGUAACCGAGGCUACGGUUCAGACACUUGCAAUAGAAUAAAUGAAGGGGAAGUGAAAUACAAAGAUGGAAAAGUUGUGCGAAAUAGUGGUGGAACAUGCUAUGCCCCAUCGCGAUGCCGAAAUUGUAACGAAGGAUACUUUCCAGUGACCUAUAGCAACGGAUAUUGCAAAGCGUGUUUCAAACCACCAAACUGUAACAAGGCCGUCUGUUCAACCUGGAGCGAUUACCGAUGUGAUUAUUGUGUCGAAGAGUACAUUAGAACUAAACCAGGAUUCAAUGUCUAUACUGGAAAACCGGAUAAUAGGCAAUGUCAAAAGGCGUGCUCAUGGACACAUGGAGCAAGAUGUUUCCCUGGAACUUGCACUGGUGAUAUGGUACUUAGCAAAGACUGUCAAUGUGCGGUCGGAUUCAAUGGUACAAACUGUGCAACGGCUACAUCUGCGAAGAAACCGACAAUUAAAGAUUUCUUCUUAACCCUGGUGGAUUCUUCAAAUCAUAAAUUUAUUGUGGAUAAAGCAUUAAAUAAAACAAAAUUCUGGACCAAAGAAACAGUUUGGGCUAAGCUAAAGCUGAAAGCUUCAUCACACUAUAAACUGGAGAUGGACAGUGCAAAGAGACCCAACUAUAUAACACAUUAUUUGAUCGGGAUCCAAGACAUGGACAUUGGUCUCAAGUUGUUAAGAGGUACGGAAGUGGCAGAAAUGUCGAUGGACGGAAGGUGUACACACUUUGCUGAAAACUGUGAUAAAGAGAUCCCGCACAAAGAUUUAAAGAGUAUAACGUCAUGGCAAAGGAUAUUUAAAGGAAACUUUAUGCAUGGGGAUAGAAUAAAAUAUAUCGUAUCUGCCAAAAACGGUGGUAAGGUGUUUUAUCAAGAUAGAAGUAAUUUUAAUGGGUCAUACACAGAAAAGCAGUAUUUUCUUAAUGGUAUUGUUACAACCGAAUUUCUUGAACUUGAAUUUGACAUUUACCCACCUGUACAUUGCUUUGAACAAAGUGAGGACUGUAAAAAAGAUGCACUAACAGCACCUGAUUUUCUUACCCAGCCGAAACUGACAGUGCAGUGGGACGGAUGGAGUGACAGUAAUUCUGGAAUAGAAGAGUAUGUGUUUUAUAUAUGCAAAUUAAAGAAGACAACUGACACUGGUCCACUUACAAAUGGGAAAAUGCUGUCUCCUAGAAAUGCCAGUUACUCAUAUAGUUCCCUCACGCUAGAUCUUGAAGAACCGGGUCCAUAUUCUAUUAAAAUUAUUACAUACGACCGGGCUAGAAACCACAAAGUUGCAAGGAGAAUAGUAUUGUUUGACAAUGCAUCUGUUGUGGAUCUUCAUGGAAAUCAAAGUAGAGUCAUUACAGGCCACAAGCAAGAAAUUGACCUAUCGUAUACUGUGGAUACGAUUGUUGUUGGAGAUAUACGCGAGGAUUACUGUAAACAUUUGAUGAUAGAUCUGUCGCCUCCAGUUAUACAAAAUUUGUGGCUGACAAAGGGAGACUUGGUCAAUAUCAGCGUUCAUAGUGUUCUGGAAUUACAGGAAUUGACAAUUGAAUGGGAAACAUUUGAUUAUCACAGUGGUAUACAUGAGGUGUCGUGGAAAAUAUUUGAUAACUUUACAAAAAAUGUGGUUGUUCAUGGUAACUCCAACGAACCACCACAAGGUGAAACAAAGGAUUUAAAGGAGUGUAAUCAAAAAUACGGUUUAUAUCCCCGAGGACCAAACUGCUACUGUUCCCCGUACAAUGGAUGCUUUCAUAGACAUUAUCAGAUCAAACCAUCAGUUUCUAACGUUAGUAAUGGAGGUUUACACUUUGGUAAAGAAAUUGGCGAUCAUGAUUAUGACUAUUAUAUCGAGGUUACUGUUGUCAACAGUGCUGGACUGUCAACAACCAAACAUAAAAAGAUAACAAUUGACACGUCGCCACCACACGAAGGCAAAGUGCAUGAUGGUAUUCCCGGAGAUCCAGAAGUUGACUUUCAGCAAUCUUUAAACCUUGAAGGACAUUGGGAUGACUUUUUUGACAAAGAAAGUGGUGUGUGGCUGUAUUCAUAUGGAUUUGGUGAAAACUGUUUGGAUGAAAUCGAUCUCAAUAUACAUUCUAAGCUAAUUGUAUCCGAGGUUAUUUUACACGAUGCUGUGACGGCAAGCGGUCUCAUCAAAAGUGAUGUUACUGAUACAGUUUAUAUUCUCAAUAGAAACAGAGAAUUGGAGGAAGUCUCUAAUCCGUCUAAAGUUUGCAGAGACCAAGCAACGACAGUCCAAGAAUCCGUCAUAAAGCUUUAUCCUCAUAAAAGGCAUUCUUACGAAACUGUAGAUGUUGUUGAAUUAAAUAACGAAUGUAAUGAGCUACAUGGUGUUCAUUCAGACUUGAUUUCUUAUAUUACAUCUGAUUCAAAGAUCGACAUAUCAUGGAAUGUAACACCUGGAGCGAGUAAUGUUCAUGAUUAUGAAGUGGGAAUAGCAUCUGAGAAUUCGAAAUUCCCAGAUGUUAUGGAUUUCACUUCAUCGCAUCAUCAUCAGCAUAUACGUAUAUUCCAUCCUGGUAUUUUUGACGGGGAACAGUUUUAUGUCAUGAUUAAAGCGAUCACUAAGUCAUCUGUUACUGACAUUAAGAUCAUCGGGCCAUUCGUUUACGACUCGUCAAAGCCAGAUUUUACCGGAGAAAUCAGCCUUUUUGUUGAGCACACAAAGACAGAUACUUAUUUGGUGGCAAAGUGGGACAAAAAUGCAUUUACAGACCAUGGGGACCCUAAUGCUCUACAGUAUGAAGCAGCCAUUGGAACAAAGAAAAAUGGAAAAGAUGUGCUUCCAUUUGGUAGAAUAUCAACUGGGGGAAGUUGUAUUUCACUAACAAGUCCAACAUGUACUGCCUUUUCAACCCACUUACUUCCAUGGCACUUAAAUGGGGAAAUUGACUACUUUGUAACAAUAAAAGUAAGAGAUACGACAGGUCACUUUGUAACGGCUUGCUCAAAGCCUUACAGACACAACAUUGAGUUAGCAUCGAGGGGUAUUGUUCAUGAUAUUGACGAAACAAUCACUCAGUUUGUUGACAUUGAUGACAUCGACUUUCAAACAAGUACCUCUAAAUUAACAGCGAGAUGGUCAGGCUUUGAGCACCCACAUGAAGAUAUAAACUUUACUGUUUGCAUUUCUAACACAACUUUCAAAGACUUCAUGACAUGUGCUUUUGUCGGUUCUGGGAAUAAACAUACAUUUCAUGGUCUUAAACUCAAACCUUAUCAGACAUAUUUCCAAACUGUUAUAGCAGAAACUGAAGCAGGAAAUAUUACGGCAGUUUCGGAUGGUGUAACAGUGGUUGAGGAAGGUGGAGAAAUAAAGGGGAUUAAAGUAUUUGAUGGUGCUCGUUGUAAUGAUUCAUUAGUUGGUGAUCUAAACCUAACUACAUCGCAUCAUGACGAGGACAAACGUUUACUAUGUACUGAGGAUAGAGAUUUCCAAACAUCAACCAAUGUGCUUCAGGCACACUGGACAAUACCAACUGGAAAAGAACAUUUCCUACAUGACAUACACUGGGCGAUAGAAGAACGAGCACCAAUUGCUAACAUAUGGAAGCUUCAUUCUGACUAUGAACCAUUGAGAACUAGCACGUCAUACAUGGAAGAAAGUGGUUUAUCAUUAUCGCCUGGUCGAACAUAUAGAAUAUCAUUGAAAUUUUGUGCCAAACAAUAUUGCUUCAAACCUGUACAUAGUAACGGUGUAACUGUUGUUCCAAAUCCCCCUGUCACUGGGAAUGUGUCUGUAACAUAUACUUUAAACUCUACAUUAAUUGACGUCAGUAUGGAACCAUUCAGAGAUUCGGAUAUGGAAGAUCUUACUCAGUCAAAAAGUGUUAUGGACCAUUAUGAAUGGACCUUUGCAGAUGAAUCUGUGUUAGGUCGACUGCUGACAAAAUGGACAAGACUUUUCAUUGAUUUUACUAUUGACCUAAAGGAAGAAAUAACUUUCACGAAAUGUUGGACUUUGAUAGUUCGAGGAUAUACAAAAGCUGGGUUGUCGGCUACAAAGUCUUCAGAAAUAAAAGACUGCAAGGAUCUACAACAAGUCAGACCUUCAGUAGUUAUAGACGCUUCCGGGGAACCGUUAACAACGGAAGAUAAACACCUUGGAAAAGAAAUUUUCUUGGAUGAAAAUGAUGUAUGGAAACAAUCGGACAGAGAUUAUACCCCGUAUAGUAACAUGCUUAGUGCAGUGUGGCCAACAUUUAGACAUUCAGAAUACACAUGGGCAGUAUUAUUAGUAAAAGUAGACGACCCAACUGUGUUUUACGACAGGUCAAAUAAGCUGAACUUGAAUGACCCAUGCAAACAUCCCGAUGCUAUUAAAUGUGGUCAAACAGAACAUGAAUUUGUCAACGUUGAAUUUAGUCCUAGAGAGCUUGCACAUGGAAGAAGAUAUAUAAUUUGUAUUCACUCUAACGCAUCUAAGAUAGAACAUGAGUUCUGGGACCAGGAAUUACAGGAAAUAGACGAAUGUAGCAAUGGAAUAACAGUUGAUCUUACACCACCAGUUGCAGCCGAUGUGUGGAUAGGAAAUGAGAAGGACGAUUUAUUUCAAACAUCAACAUCAGAACUGUCAGUGCAUUGGAAUUCGUUCAUAGAUGUUGAAGAGGAGGGAUAUGCCGCGCAUAUUAGUGGUGUAACUCACUACAAGGUCGCCUUAGGAACUACAUCAGGCGGUAUAGAUAUAAAACCGUUCACAGAUGUUGGACUAACAAAUCAUAAGACAUUCCAUGACCUUAAGCUACAAAACGGACACAUCUACUUUGCUACGGUUAUGGCUUACGAUUUUACGGGGCAGUUUUCAAGUUCGAAAUCUGAAGGCAUCAAGGUAGACACAACACCACCACAAUUAAAAAAUGCAACAAUUACUCUACCCUCAAGGCAUAUUUCUGACACAGAAUUUAUAGAGGCUUGUUGGACGGAUGUGUUUGUUGAUAUGGAAAGCGGAAUAUCACAUUAUAGUUGGGCAGUAGGUACCCAUGCGGGCUAUGACGACAUAUUUCCAUUUGAUGAUACAGAAGAAGAAUGUGCAAAGACACCAGAAAACACACCUUUGACCUUAAAAGAGGGUCAUGCAUACUUCGUUACUGUGAAGGCUCAUAACAAAGCUGGAUUGUACGCAGUAACGUCAUCAUGGGCAUUUACAGUAGAGGCAACACCACCAGUUCCUGGUAAAGUGUACGAUGGUCCACCUGGUAAAGAUGGGACAUGCAUCGAUGUUGAUUAUAUAGAAAAUCAUUCCACGUUGAAGGCUCAUUGGAAAGGCUUUCAUGACCCACACAGCACCAUGGUAGAAUAUUUUGUGAAUAUAGGAUCAUGUAAAGACUGUGAAGAUGUCUUGGUAAAACAAUCGGUCGGUAUUAAGACAGAUGUUGAGUUCACAUUUUUACAACUGUCGGAAGGACUUCAUUAUUAUGUGACUGUAACGGCGUGUAAUACAGGUGGACUUUGUUCAUCUGCGACAUCAGAUGGCUUUGUUGUAGAUUCAACUCCACCAAUACGUGGAAUAUUGACAGAUGGACCAUUAGAAACUGAGUUACAGUAUCAAGCAUCUAGGAACUACAUCGGUUGUGAGUGGGAUAGUUUUACUGAUCCACAGUCGGAUAUAUCACACUAUGUAUGGAGAGUAGGGACAACAAAAGGUGGUGACAAUAUACUACCUGCUGAAGAUGUACACAGGCAUGAAGAGGCUUUUAUUUUUGAUCUUCAGUCAGAAUAUAAAAAGACUCUACCAAAAGGGGUUCGCAUUUACUGUACUGUACGUGCUUAUAACAGAGCAGGAAUGUAUGUAGAAGCGACGUCGAAUGGUUUUAUUGUUGAUGAUAGUCCGCCAGUAUUUACAACAAAUCUUACAAUGUCACCAAUCGGGACUAUCAAAACAGGAACUUCCGUGUCAAGGACGACUCUGAGAGUUUAUUGGGAAGUCAAAGAUGAUCAGUCGUUCAUUGAAACUCAACAUCUGUCUAUUGCUUCACAUAUGGGAGGAGAUUUCAAUUUGUCUUCCACAAAAAUUGAGGGAAUUGUGAGAGAUUACACAUUCACUGACCUCGACUUCCACGAUGGAAGUUUUUAUUGCAUCAAACUGAUAUCCUGUAAUGGUGCUAAUCUAUGUUUGACAUCAAUGCUUGCAAAUAUUCUGGUAGAUAGCACUCGACCCACACCAGGAACUUUUGCCAUAAAUACUGACCAUGCAGCUGCUUUGGAUAGACAGCCUGAAGAUUGGAUGGAGUGGACAACCAUAUUUAUAAAUCUGGCUUGGCUCGGUUUUGAGGACUUGCACUCGGAUAUCCAUUCUUAUAAUGUCAACUUUGGCAGUCAGUUCAUGGACAAUGAUUUAAAUGAGGUUCCUCAUACACCAAUGAUUGUGAACCACGAUGUUAAUGCAACGUUUCAUGAAGAUGGAAAAGUUCAAACGUUCAAAUUCCAUACACAAAAGCUUAGAGAAAACAUGACAGUUUACAUAAGUGUUACAGCAAAUAAUCACGUUGGACUUUCUAGUGAAAUAGUCCACUCGCAAUUCAAUCUCUUGUUUGGAGGGAUAAUGGAGCUUGUACGUCGAUGUGACAGUUUUUCCUGUGAAGGACACUGUGUUUGUGCCCCACAUGGUAAGCUGUGUCACAGCAACAAGCAUUGUAACGAUGUCAGUGGAUCUCGUAAUAAUAAUACUCUUAUUGAAGUCGAGGACUAUCUAGAUCUACGAUUUCCAGACAACUACCCUCAUCUUUUUCAUUCGCCAUUUAAUAGUAUACUUGGUUCCAAAUGGAGAAUCAGUCAUUUAAUGGGCAACCGUCCACUUUGGUACGAGUGGAGUGUAGGUGAAAGCGACCAUGACACCCCGCUUGGUGUAUUUGAUGUGGUGAAAGAAAAGGUGUGGCAUGAAAUAGGUCAAAACAAGGACAUCGUUUUCACAGUUGAUAGAGGAAGGCCUGUGCUGUUUGAAUCUACGUCUUAUUCUGUGUUUGUUCGCGUUUGGUAUAGCAGUGAUACGUAUGCAAUCUUUAAAAGUGCCGGUGUUACAAUAUUCCACACACCACCAUUAUCGAUUGUUAUAAAGGGAAGAGCGGUCAAGGAAAUAACUCAACAGUCUAAUAAAGACGUUGAUUUCGUUACAAGAAAUACCCAGUUCCGUGCCGACUGGACAGGAAAGUUUGGAGGCGAAAUAUCAAAAUAUCAUUUGUACAUAAGCUGUCAUCCUGGAGGUCACGAUCUGCAUGAAGUAACAAAGAACUUGCAACCUCCUUUGACUAGUUAUAACAUUACCGGAUUGAAAUACGAAGAAAAUACGAAAUACUACACAAUAGUGCAGGCAUUUAAUCUAGCUGGUCUACAUACUACGGAGGUAUCUGAUGGAUUUAUGUUGGAUUUAGAACCGCCAUCUCCAGGGAUAGUCAUGGAUGGACUUGUUUUACUGGACAAGCACGCUACAAGCGACGUCAACCGUGUGCAGUCCUUCUGGCAUGGUUUCUCCGAUUCUGAAUCUGGUAUCAAAAACUAUGAAUACUGUAUAUCCUCUGGCGAUUUACCAGGGGAUUGUGAUAUUAAACCACUUUCACCGAUUGGGAUUGCUACCGACUUAGAAUUUCAUCCUGAUAUUCCAUUAGAACAUGGUGGCACUGUUCGAGGUGAGGUUCGGGCUCGUGAUGUAAUAGGACACGUCUCUGGGCUUGUUUCUUCGAAUGGAAUUAUUAUUGAUACAACAGCCCCUGUCAGGGCGAAACGUAUUCAAUGUCAGCCCAAUUCAUUAUCGGACGCAUCUUUUGAAAAUAUUGCAAACUAUGAGGAUAACACGACAAUUUGCGACAACAUAACUGAAUCACAGUGGGAUUUAUCUCAAGAUACUUGCGUUACCCUAGAGAAGUCCAAUAUGGCACAACAUGGCUCUAUCAAACUUCAUCUACAAGGCUCGAUUUUACAAAAACUUAACACCAAAAUGCAUGGCAAAUACAGACUUAUUUUCCAUACAUCUACAAUACCAUCUAAAGUAUUGCACCUAUCAGCUGUUGAGGGCUACGUUCAGGUAAAUGAUCAACGACACGUGUUCAUGAUGUAUAGUAAGCCAAAUACUGAUACAUAUGCAUGGCAGAAACAUAUUUUCUAUUUCCAUUUGGAUACUAAUACAUCCAUAGUAGAGUUUGGCACUGUUAAAUCGCAUGCCGCGUUUGCUAUAGACGGAAUUGAGUUUCAACUUUGUGAGGUUUCUGCAAAUGAAACAGACGAGGCAGAUGGACAUGUCAACAUUCAUACAGUAUUCGUUCACGAUUGGUCGUCAAUUCAUGCGGAAUGGUCAUUCAUUGACCCAGAAACGGACAUUCUUGAAUACAUGUGGGCUAUUGGUACUGUUAAAGGAGGGACUCAGUUACAGACAUUUAAAAGUGUUGGGAGACGAACGUUUGCUAGCAAUAACACUUUAAGACUGGAACAUGACACGGUGGUAUACGUUACAGUUAUUGCAAUAAAUGCUGCAGGACUUCGAACAAGAAGCUACUCAGAUCCAAUUAUGAUCGAUCUUACAAAACCUGAAUGUAAAUUUGUUAACGAUGGUCCUGUGCAAGGUCAAGAUUUUGAUUUCAUGAGAGGGCUCAAACUUGAUUUUCAUUGGGAAAUGUCCGAUCCUGAGUCUGGAUUGAAAACAUGUUAUUGGGCAUUAGGCACUUCUGCGGGAGACACAUCAAUCGAAGAUUUUGUCACAGUUAAACCUGAUCAACGGAACGCAAGUAAAACGUUUCUAGGACUUCCUAAAGAAAGGGUGUAUGUAACUAUUAGAUGUACAAAUGGGGCUGGAUUAACACACACCUGCUCAUCUGAUGGUGUUAAGCUCGUUCAGAAACCACCAUCCGUUGAUAACGUCAUAUUAGAAUUACUGACAACUUCAGCAACUCAGUACGAGCCACGUGAUCAUUACCAUGGCAACAACACUGAAAUACGGUUUAGAUGGACUGGGUUUAAGACUGAUGAUGGCGUACAAAGCUACUUGAUUGCACUUGAAGGAGACAAAUUAUCGACGUCCGAAAUAGUUGGAAGUUUAUCCUCUGACUACAGUUACGGAAGUUUCACAGGACUAAACAUGAUGGACGGAAAAUACACUGUAUCAGUAACUGGUAUUAACGAAGUUAAAAUGUACAGCCAGAAAACAUCAGACAAUUUUGAUUUAGUCACUGUUCCACCAAGUAUUACAGGAUCACCUAUUAAGACUAAUUGGGUAAAAGCGACAUCAACUGCUACCGCAUCAUGGGAAAACGUGUUUGCAUCAAAUGACCCACUAUACUAUGAAGUGUCGGCAAGGUUGUCAGAAGGUGGAGAGGGAGAUCUCGUACAGUGGCAGGAAACAGUGGAUACAAAGAUUGAAAUUGUUCUUGAUACAAAGGAAAUGGCAAGUGCAGGAGUAACUGUUCGUUUUUCUGUCACUGCAAUAUCGCAUGUAGGACUGUUUACAAUUGCUCAUGGCGACCUUUUUGUUUUGCCAUAACGAACAAGUGAUCUUGAUGUAUUAACGCUAUUUUACACUUCCAUUUAAGUAUCUUUAAUGAGCAUUUCUUUGUUUUCUUUUUUAUUUCCAAUACGCAGACUAAUUCAUAAGGUAUAUAUGCGAUAUGUGAUGUAGUUAACUAACUCUUUGUUGUUUUUUAUGUGCAUUUUUUGUUUUAAUAAACAAAACAUUUAGGAAAGACAAAUGGCAUAUGUGACAAUGUUAACUGGCUUACCUUUUUUCAAAAUAAUCAUUAAAACAUAUUAAUCACUGGUUUAAAAUUUUACUAAUCAUUUUAAGGCAUGUUUUAUUACGUAAGUGUUUGAAAUUUCUGGAACAUCAAACGAGCUUUCAUAUUUCACAGAAUACAGGUAUAGAUUAUCGUUUCCAUUUUUUUUUUGAAGAAUUAUAAUACGAGUGCUUUACUAUUUGUUGUUAUUUUCUUACUUUUGUUAUACAGUACAUGAAAAAGUGUAUUUAUGAUUUUAGAAAACCGUAUAAAUACUGAGCAACAGAAAAAACGCUUAUGUGCAGAUAUUUAACACAUCGGAAAUACUUCUGUGAACACCAUUAAAGCGCUGUUCUCCUUAACAAUUGCU
Messenger RNA from Ruditapes philippinarum (Manila clam), 10400 nucleotides. RefSeq lists its product as uncharacterized. Lineage: Eukaryota; Metazoa; Mollusca; Bivalvia; Venerida; Veneridae. The coding region runs from base 97 to 9801 and encodes 3234 amino acids. Gene Ontology annotation, molecular function: protein binding. The record is from RefSeq and is a predicted model, not a curated record. The transcript is spliced from 54 exons.